AGCGUCACUUUGCAAUUGCCUUAUUAAUUUCGUUGCUGCUAAUUCUGCUUUUAAAAACGAUUUGAAAAAAAAAAAAAAAAAUGGAAACUCCACGUCGCAAAUUGCGCAACCUGCAUUUGGAGAAUGUGCAAAACAAUAGCACGCCCAUACAAGUGCCACCAUCGCCAAUGCUAAAAACACUUGGACAUGGUACCGGCGUAAGCGUCUAUCGUUUGGAUCGUUCACCAAAACAAGGACACAUACGCUCACCAUGGGCUGUCAAACGCAUUACACAACGCACACGGGCCACCAAGGAUCCAUUGUUUAAUGACCGCAUUAUACAUGAAGCAGCUAUUUUACGCAAACUGAAUCAUCCAAAUAUUGUGGGCUUUCGUGGCAUCAUCAAAUCAGCCGAGGGCGUAGAGGCGCUGGCAUUGGAGUUGUGCAGCACUUCACUGGGAUUUAUACUGGAGGAGCGUCAUGAUGAAGAUUUGGGUCCACUACCCGCUAAACAAACCUUCAAAUUGAUUAUAGAUAUUGCACAAGCUCUGGACUUCUUGCACAACGAGGCCAAGUUGCUGCAUGGCGAUCUCAAGUCGUUCAACGUGCUUGUCAAAGGUGAAUUUGAAAUUUGUAAGCUAUGUGACUUUGGUGUCACUCUGCCGCUAGAUGAAAAUGGUGAGAUCAAUUUUCAUAAAAAUCCGCAGCUGGCAUAUGUGGGUACUCCUCUCUGGUCAGCGCCAGAGAUAAUCGAUGAAGUGGAAAUAAUUGAUGCUAAAGCAGAUAUCUUUAGUUUUGGCUUGAUUAUCUAUGAGACGUUGGCGCUGGUGCCACCACACAUGCUAGAGCUGAAUGAUGCCUUAAACAAUAGCUCGGGAAUGGAACUGGACAGCUCGCAGGAGGGUUCUCUGCAACGCAAACAACUUAACUAUACAGACAAUUCUGACGUUUCCACAAGGGAAGCCGCUGCCACAGGCACUGACGAGAGUGUGAACAGCAUCAAAGAUGCCACAGACUAUGAAGAUGAUGAUACUAAAGAGAAUGACAUUAGCGACUUUGUGCUGAACAAUUUGGAGCAAGGAUAUGGCACAAGACCACCGCUACCAGUUGCCUUUCAGCUCAGCGACGACUACAAUUGCGUGGUGGAGCUGUUUUAUUUGUGUACGAAUGCCCAGAGUGAGGAUCGGCCAGCUGCACGCACCAUCUGGCAAUGCUUUCAAAAAAAUGCAGCCGUUGUAUGUGCCGCAGCUGAGGCUGGUAGCGAUUAAAUGCAUCCUAGAUUAGUAUUAAAAAUAAUUGUUUAAGGUGGCAUUAUAAUCCUAUGUACCUAACUUUUUAAAUUACACACACAAAUUUCUUGACGUAAAUUGCAAUUGUAAAU
This is a messenger RNA of Drosophila busckii, 1360 nucleotides long. Its product is annotated as lymphokine-activated killer T-cell-originated protein kinase. Gene Ontology annotation, molecular function: ATP binding; protein kinase activity. The record is from RefSeq and is a predicted model, not a curated record. The transcript is spliced from 3 exons. Gene Ontology annotation, biological process: protein phosphorylation. Bases 81 to 1247 code for a protein of 388 amino acids. Lineage: Eukaryota; Metazoa; Arthropoda; Insecta; Diptera; Drosophilidae.